This is a messenger RNA of Durusdinium trenchii, 292 nucleotides long. The record is from the annotation of a GenBank genome assembly. Lineage: Eukaryota; Dinophyceae; Suessiales; Symbiodiniaceae.
AUGAUGAGUUUUUUGGAGCACAUGGCCGGGGAGUUGAGAGCUCGCAGGAGGCAGCUAAACCUGGAUCGAUCCCACAAAGCCCUCCUGAUCUGCGACUUUGCAUCUCAACACAGCUCCAAGAAGUACCGCCAUCUCAAAGAACAGUGGAUGCUGCAGCACAACGCAGACAUCAUCACAGGGGAUAGUGAAGAAGUGCAAAUUCCAGGAGGAUGGGGAGCGGCAGGUGGACCCAAUGAUGGGUUCCACCAGUACUGGCAUCAGCUUUGUGGAGCAUACCACCGCUUGGCUGUAU